This is a messenger RNA of Lobosporangium transversale, 750 nucleotides long. Its product is annotated as Squalene/phytoene synthase. NCBI's taxonomy places the organism in Eukaryota, Fungi, Mortierellomycota, Mortierellomycetes, Mortierellales, Mortierellaceae. Gene Ontology annotation, cellular component: mitochondrion. Bases 1 to 750 code for a protein of 249 amino acids. Gene Ontology annotation, biological process: biosynthetic process; mitochondrial respiratory chain complex I assembly. The transcript has 2 exons. The record is from RefSeq and is a predicted model, not a curated record.
AUGCGUAUGCAGUUCUGGAGAGAUUCUCUAGAUAAAGUCUUUGAAGGAAAACCACCCCAACAGCCUGUCGCAUUGGCCUUAGCCUAUGCUAUUCAAGAGCAAGAACUGGGCUAUCAUCAGCAACAGCAAGGUGGUAGCAAUGGUAGUAGUCGCCAGGAAGGGAAUUCAGAAAUGUCGCUCAUCUGGUUCAAACGUAUGAUCACAGAACGUGAACAGAACCUGUCAGAUCCACAAUUCAUGACUAUUGCACAGAUGGAAACUUACUGUGAGAACACAUUUGGGUCGUUAUUGUACCUACAACUUGAGUCUAUUGGAAUCAAAUCUUUGGAAGCGGAUCAUGCCGCUAGUCAUUUGGCAAAAGCUAUGGGGAUCGCCACCAUGCUCAGGGCUUUUCCCUUUCAUAUGCAACAAAGCCGGAUGAUCAUUCCUGCUGAGAUCACUGCUAAGCAUAAUUUAUCACAAGAAGCGCUUUUCAGGAAUCCAUCGAUUACACCUGCGCUUCAAGAUGCCACAUUAGAAGUUGCGACUGCUGCUCAUGUACAUCUUGCAACAGCUCAAUCGUAUAUGGAUAACUUACCUAAGGUAGCCCUCCCAGUGCUGAUGGCUGGAAUCCCUACAGAGUCAUAUUUGAAUCAGCUACAGAAAGCAGAUUUCAAUCCCUUAGCUCCUAGUACUCAAAAACGUGAAUGGUAUCUUCCAGCAAAAUUGUGGUAUCGCUGGCGACAGGGGAAGUUGUUUGACAUCAAAUAG